CAACUUCAUGUUUCACAAGCGCAGUUUUUAAACAAUGUCAACAUGCAAAGGAGUUAGGCAAUGAUUAGGACAUCUGGCAUCUGGGGCUAUUCUAAUGGCCAUUACUCUACCAUCACUGAAUCCUAAAUGGGGAGAUAUGGUCUGCAGGUUAUUGGUGAUUUAUCAAAGUGAAAUGAAGCUCGGUGAUUAAGAAGGGAAUAAGUCAGUCCUGGUUGACGGAUCAACUCUUGCUGUAUGUCUAAUUGUCCAAUCUGAUGAUUUUUACACACUAACAAUCUUCAUUAAUCCAUCAGGAACAAAAGCUGGAACACAAUACAGUAGAUUACGGCUACAAGCCUACAAUGACUGUGCAUGAUACAUGUCUGUGCAUACCGGUAUGUGACAGAACAAGCCGAUGUAAUAUGUGUUAGCCGAAAAUUAGAUUGCACUUUUACACAUUUUGAACAACUGGCUGGCUUUUAGCCAAAUCAUUUUCAUCUGCAUUUUUUCGAACGACUUGGAUGUCAAAGGUGAAGCAGUAUCAUUUGUGAAUGAUAUAGAAUACUGACGAUCACUUUCUCCUACUUACAGUUCAAAGUAACAAUCUUUUACUCCACAUUUUGGGAAGAAUCUCUACGGUAUUCUACCAUAAAUCACAAUGGUUGAAGUUUUGUUUCAUUCCUUGACUGGUGGGUUUAAAAUCCAAAUAUUAGUAAUUCCUAUCAUUCUCACGAUUCUACAUGGAUGUAAAUCCACACAAUUAUCUAAAAUACAAGGGCAAGAAGCUAACUUGAUUUUCCCAUACCCAUGUGACAGUACAGAAGUCACUUUAGUACAGCAUUCAAGCAGAGCCCCAUUUUAUCGCUUGACAGACGGGUCGUCGCAGCUGUCAUUGCCUGGAAGUCAACUCCAUAGAUUCCAUGUGCAAAAUAGAAUCAAAAAUGGAAACUGCUCUCUGGAUCUUACAAUAACUAAUCUAAUGAGAAAUGAUGCAGGGAAAUACAUCUCAUUGGUUUACAAGGAUGGGAAGUCAAUUGUUGAUCACACAACAAGAGUCGAACUGCAAAUACACUAUCCUCCUGGUAAGGCAUCAUGUGUUGUGAGUGAAGGAAAGGGUAGAGACUGGGUCUCAAUAGACUGUACAGCUAAUGUUGGGAGUCUAUCAGGAAAGAUUGAAUGCUAUCAGGAUGGUGUAUGGAUGCCUUCCCUUACUGACCCCAGUGAAACUGGCACAUUGUUGAAACAGACCAUUCUCAUCAGGAAAUCUCUGCCAGUUUUUUGUUGCUCUUCUACUUUAGAUGAAUACAAAGAAAGAUGUGAAUGUAAUGAUACUGGUCUGUAUAUCGCUGAUGAUGAUAGCAAUGACCCUUGCCCUCCUUUAGAAAUUACAACAAUGCCUCUUCUUUCCACUGUCACACAAAGCAAUCAGAGUGUUUACUAUUUUAGUAUGGUGACCUCCAUUCCGAUUAAUACGGAAACAUGCAACUCCAACAAAUGGGUGAUCAUUGAGUCCAUUCUCUUGCCUAUCUAUGCUAUAGUGCUAAUCUUGAGUUUGUUUUUCCACUAUAAAAUUAAAACAAAGAUCAGAAAUAAUAGAAAUGUUAAAGAUCCUCCCAUUCCUUUACAUUUGGAUACACCACUACUUCAGAUGAUGAAAAAUAGAUUGAUGAAAAAUGGAUCAAGAAAAAAUACAGAAUCGGCAUGAAUUCUAAUCAGUACAAAAUACUUUGAAGAGCAUUGAACGUUGUACGACAUAUCAUUAAACUUGAGUGAAAAUGCUUCAAUAUACUUGAAUGAAGACUCCAAAGAAAAUUAUAAAAACCUCAUACUGAUUUUAAGCUAAAUUUCUAAUUGAACUGAAUUCUGAGAAAAGUAAUAGAGUAUACAAAUUAUUUGUUUCUAAUUAGAAUUCUGUUAAUGUUAGAAAUUAGAAAUUGUAAUGUCCUUUAGGGGAAGAUGAAUUACAAUUCAUUUUUUUAAAAUAACAUUACCCAUAGUUUACAGAGACAGAUUUAUCUAGAAUGAACAAAAGAAAACACAGCACAAAAAAAUGUCAGAAUGGCUGCCAUUCAGUGAGUCAGGAUUGUAAAUACAAGUUUUUGUUGAUCAAAGACACUUUCAUACUGAGUUACAUGUACUUCAAUGUUUUUUUAAUUAUGUUCUUUUAUGAUGUCUUCCAUUCAAUGAGGUCAGGAUUGUAAAUACAAGUUUUUGUUGAUCAAAGACACUUUCAUACUGAGUUACAUGUACUUCAAUGUUUUUUUGAAUUAUGUUCUUUUAUGAUGUCUUCCAUUCAAUGAGGUCAGGAUUGUAAAUACAAGUUUUUGUUGAUCAAAGACACUUUCAUACUGAGUUACAUGUACUUCAAUGUUUUUGAAUUAUGUUCUUUUAUGAUGUCUUCCAUUCAAUGAGGUCAGGAUUGUAAAAACAAGUUUUUGUUGAUCAAAGACACUUUCAUACUGUGUUACAUGAACUUCAAUGUUUUUGAAUUAAUAUUAUGUUCUUUUAUGAUGUCUUCCAUUCAAUGAGGUCAGGAUUGUAAAUACAAGUUUCUGUUGAUCAAAGACACUCUAAUACUGUGUUA
Molecule: messenger RNA, 2563 nt
Organism: Strongylocentrotus purpuratus (purple sea urchin)
Lineage: Eukaryota; Metazoa; Echinodermata; Echinoidea; Camarodonta; Strongylocentrotidae
Exons: 2
Coding region: 638-1684 (348 amino acids)
Source: RefSeq, a predicted model, not a curated record